AUGAAUCGCGACGCGUUCCAGGCUGGCUAUGAUGCAGGCCACAAAGCUGGGUUCGAUGCAGGCUACGCGGCUGGUCUUGCAGCCGCGGACCACCGCACACCCCCAUCCGCUCACCAGUCGCAUUUGACGCCGUCUCAACAACAACCUUCUUUGCCCAUACGUCCUCCGCCAGUGCCGCAAAGACCGACGGUGCCUGCUCAUCAUGAUGGUAGGUCGUCGAGAGAAAUCUGGCAACCAGCAGUGGGCACCUCUUUCCAGUAUGUCCUCAGCCAUCCUGUUCAGCUUAAUCACAGAACCUGCCCGGUUUCGCAAGCCGCCGUAUGGAUUGUAGACCUGUUCGACACACCUGCCGAAAGUGUCUCUGCUCUGCAUGCGCAAGGGCGAAAAGUCAUCGCCUACUUCUCCGCCGGCUCUUACGAAGACUGGCGACCAGAUGCCUCGAAAUUCGCCAAGUCUGAUCUGGGCCGCAACAUGGACGGCUGGGAGGGUGAGAAGUGGCUGCAAGUCAAGUCGACUAAUGUGCGGGAUAUCGUGUUGAAGCGUAUGGAUCUCGCUGUCCAGAAAGGCUUCGACGGCAUUGACCCUGACAAUGUCGACGGCUACGACAACAAGAACGGGCUCGGCCUCACCAAGCGAGAUGCUAUCGACUAUGUAACGUUCCUAUCACGGGAAGGCCAUGCACGCGGUUUGAGCGUGGGCAUGAAGAACGGCGGCGACGUCUCAAAAGACGUGGUAGACCAUGUCGAGUAUUGCGUGCAAGAACAAGCCGUUCAGUACGACGACGAAGAAGCGUUCUCUAUCUACUUGAAGAAAGGCAAGCCGAUCUUCCACGUCGAGUAUCCGAAAGGAGAUGAUCCGGACAACAAGAAGCAGAACGACGAAAGACUAGUCGAGGGCAAGAAGAGAGACAAGGCAUUUCGCCUGAAGAGCAAAGGCUGGAGCACCAUUAUUAAAAAUGUCAAAAUGGAUCAGUGGAUUCAGGUCGAUUGA
This is a messenger RNA of Cyphellophora attinorum, 990 nucleotides long. RefSeq lists its product as uncharacterized. NCBI's taxonomy places the organism in Eukaryota, Fungi, Ascomycota, Eurotiomycetes, Chaetothyriales, Cyphellophoraceae. The coding region runs from base 1 to 990 and encodes 329 amino acids. The record is from RefSeq and is a predicted model, not a curated record. The transcript has a single exon.